Etheostoma cragini (Arkansas darter) is the source of this 764-nucleotide messenger RNA. RefSeq names its product complement C1q tumor necrosis factor-related protein 3-like. Lineage: Eukaryota; Metazoa; Chordata; Actinopteri; Perciformes; Percidae. Bases 1 to 642 code for a protein of 213 amino acids. Gene Ontology annotation, molecular function: protein binding. The transcript is spliced from 5 exons. The record is from RefSeq and is a predicted model, not a curated record.
AUGGGGAUGCUGGGUGGGUGCUGCCGCGGCGAGGGUAAUAGAGGUGAAAGAGUGAUCCUAACUAACAAAGAAACUUUCUCUGAUCCUGCAGAACAAGCCCAGCUGAAGGCGGAAGUGGUCAAGCAGGACACAGAAGUGGACAAUCUGAAGGCUGAAGUGGACAAGCUGAAGGCUGAAGAGGUCAAGCAGAAGGCUGAAGUGGACCCGCUGAAGCAACAACAGCUAGUCCAACAGGUUGCAUUCUCAGCCUCUCUGACGGUUGGAGGUGAAGAACAUAUUGGACCCGUUCCCUCGCACACUCCCCUGAUCUACAAAUACGUCCCCACCAACAUCGGAAAUGCCUACAACCCAACCACAGGUCUGUUCACUGCCCCGGUGAAAGGAGUGUACCACUUUGAUUGGACGGUCGGUGCAUUUGGGGACGGCAGCCGUGGUUCGGGGGCGUGGUUGGUGAAGAACUCAGAGAAGGUCGCCUUGGUAUUCGAGAAUCAGAUGGACGGGUUCAUGAGCGGCUCUAAAGGUGUCUCGCUGUCUCUGCUGAAGGGGGACGUGGUGUUUCUGCGCCUGUUGGGUAACGGUUUGGUGUUCGAUGAUUAUAACUGCCUCACCACCUUCAGUGGACACCUACUGUUCCUCUUGUGAGACAGAAACAGCAGCUCUGUGACAGGUUGUUGUUGUCUCAAACACGUCUUCGCAGCACUUCAUGGAUAUUAUUAUUAGAGUUCAUUGGCAUCAAAAUAAGGACAAAAGUAAUAUUUGUUUUC